Messenger RNA from Cinara cedri, 3983 nucleotides. NCBI's taxonomy places the organism in Eukaryota, Metazoa, Arthropoda, Insecta, Hemiptera, Aphididae. The record is from the annotation of a GenBank genome assembly.
AUGGACUUCCGCGGAGACGCUCCACCCACGGCCAUGGACCCCUACCGUGAUAACGUAAUAAGCGCUAAACAACAGAGUAUACUGAACGAGCUGAGAAUAGAUUUGUGUCACGAAGAUUUGGCCUACCUAAACGACCAUAAAGAAGUAAUGAUAACAAUAAUUUUAACUUUGCGUAUCGAUCGUAUUAUCACUGGAAGGAUUCGAGAUUUUUAGCAUUAAAAAUCAUAAAGCUAAGUUCUUUAAAAAAUUUAAAACUAAAUAUAUAUUUAUCUUCAAAAUAAUGAACCUCUACCGGUCCUUCAUAAUUAAAAAGAGACAUGCAAAUAGCUGAUAACCAUGAAGGCAUUAUAAACUAGAUAAAAUAAUACAAAGAUGAAAUUGUGGUUUCAAUUUUAGUUCUAUCGGAUAUAAUAAUAAUGGUAUCAGUAUAUAAUAUAAUCACUAAGUAAAAAUAUUUGAAAAUAAUAUUUACUACUAAUAUGGGUUGUCUUUGGCUACAUGCCUAUGCAUUGUCAAUACUGAAUAAUUAAAAAACAUGCACAGUAAAAACCAGAUGAACUAUUGAAAUAAACACAAAUUAGGUUUUAAAAUGUGCUGAAUGUCAAGUUACGAGUAACGAGGUUGAACAGCCAGAAUAAAACAAAUAUCUACCUACCCUCAUUAACCGCAUUAAAAUAUAGACGAGUCACGGGUGUAUUUUACCCAAAAAUAGUCAGAUAGUUUGCAGGGACACGAAAGAGGAAAGACAUUUAAUUACGACUUUCAGGAGAAAUGCCAGAUUUCAGGAUAGGGGUAACCGAACGAAGUUUCCGCCUCUAACGACCGGAGAAGCCGAAGAUUAUAAUAUUAUUUUAAAUGUUUGUCGUAGAGCGCACGAGUAGGAAAACACAAACCUCAAGUUAGACAACGAGUCAUCGGUCAGGUGACCGCGAGAUUCACGAUGUUCGUAUAGUAGGUAUAUAGCUGACAUCAAAGCGACAAUUAUUAGGCGAAUCAAAGGUGCCAAAUUAAAUUUAACUUACGCUCACGUCCAAAUAACUAUCGUUAGUAUACGUUAGUGAAACGGACCACAUAGCAUAUACUAUAGCUGACCUUUUUUAAUUUGUACUACAGCGUUAUCGAAAUACAGACAGUAUGGUGAAAAUAGUAAAGCGAUUUUUACCAAUAAAGUACUUGAGUUGAUGUGAUGCGUGAGACUUUCUAAUGAGCACCAGUUGAUGAUGGCGUCUAUAACCCUUUAUUACUUUCAUCGUGAAUUCGACACGCGAGCGUAGAAGAAAAACCUCACGUGGUAACAGUGUGGAUUUAUUUUAACCUCAGCACUCGCAAUUAUUUUAUAUCAAACCAAGUAGAAAGAACAAAAGGAAAUUAAGUUUUCUACAGUGAAUGUCCACCAACAAUUUUUGAACAUAACUGUUUGUAAAUUAUUAUCAUUAAUAAACUAAUAAUAUAUUAUCUAUAACUAUAACUAUUAAUAUGGAUAGUAAAUUAACUUUAAUUCGCCCAAAACCCGUUAUCGUUUUUAACUUUCGUCAGUUUUUUAACUUUUAUUAAAAAAUUCGAAUAUUCUAAAAGUUCGUACGUCGUUAAUUUUCCAAGAAUAUUUACUUACACGUAAAUAUAAUUGUCCGAGAAAUGAAAAACCACGUCUUAGUAAAACCAUCAUUGAUUGUAAUAUAUACAGAUAAUCCAUACAAUAACAAUAUUUGUGAAUCACCUGAAUAUGCUGUAGCAAAAGAACGCUAAAGUAUUCUGGAUACAGUUGUUAUAGUUGGUAUAGAAGUUGCAUUGCUGUCGCUUUUCUUUGAUUGGCAUCAGGCACGUAGUCCAUGAAUUAAGGUUUCCUGACCACCUAUAUUUAAUUAUUUAUGUUUUAUCUUUCAUAUUAUUUAAGGUUCACUGAUUUAAUGAUUAGAUGAUUUUUUAUUGGUAUUUGGUAGACGAUUUAAGUGGUGGAUCCUGAGAAUGAGAGAAAUGGGGAAAUUAAACCUAACCAAAACACAUAGUAUAGUACAGUAUACUAUUUGCUUGUAUUGUGAUAAAAUAUAACAUUGUAUUUAUUGGCAUUGGCACGAGCAGACUUUUUUCGCAGGGGAUGCCAGUAGGUAAAUAUAUUUCAAAAUAGACGAAUUUUUAACUAUAUGCCUUUAUAAAGACAUAAAUCAGAUUUUUCUUCCAUAACUAUAAAGUUCACAACAUUAUUCAAUGUAUGUACUAUAGUAAAAAUUAUGAUAGUAAUGAUUAUUUUCGCUGGAAUAAUGUCAGAUAAUCAGAUUGCUCUAUGGUUAUUUCUCAUCUAUAACUCUGUAAGGUAACGUGAAUGGUUAUGCAACCAGCGUCGUUGUGAUAUCUCGAUUCCCAACUCCCAAAAUCACUAAAAUGUAAGUACUUGAUGAAAAUCAAGAUUAAUAAUAUUUUAUCUAUAUAGCUGUAAUGAAAGUUAAAGAAACAAAACGUAAGUCAACCGUCAACAUUUCUUAACUGAUUACUGUUUAUAACAAGAUUUGUAAAAUACCUCACUAAAUAUUAAUAAAAGAACAAGAAACUGCUCCGCAGACCGCAGGAAAUACCGUGGCAUACAUGGCAUCCCCCCUGCGCACACCUAUAUUAAAUGGUUUUGCCUCUUCCCAAAAUUAAGAUCUGAAUUAUGAAUAUAAUUACUAAUUAUAUAUACACAUUAAAUAUUUACACAUCAAACAAUAUUUAUUUUAGAUUCUAAGCGAAGUGAGGAAUGUAUAGGUUUUACAAUUUUUUUUUUUUAUUCUGCAUACACAAAUUCCAUCAAAAAUCUUGCUCUGAUGUAUCAAGUGUAAUUUUUCUGAGAGAUAAUUUUAUCAGGUUAGUAUUUCAGAAAGGUGAUUUUUUUGAUUUUAAAAGUGGUUUUAAUAAACGGGAAAAGCGUAUGAAAACUAAGAAAAUUUACGAAAAUAAUAUAAUUUUUUUUAAAUGUUGUUUUUUUGUUGUAGCUCACUUAAAAUUUUUCUUAUAGACUUGAAAUUUAGAGGAAAAAUUACAAGUACUUGCUUUUUCUAGACGUGAUAAAAUUUUCAAAACAUUUAAGCUACUUUGAGCUAUUUAUAGGAAUUUUAUGUUUACGAGUUUUUUUUACGUAGUUUUUAUUACUUAGGUACUGUGUGGAUAAAAUUGUUGGACCAAAUAAAAAUGCUUGAAAAUUUAACAUGCGUUUCAUUAUAAGUUGUACUUAGUGGUCAAUAAGAAAAAGUUAAAUUUAAUGUAGUAUUUUUUUUUUAUAAGAAUUUUAGUAUCAAAUUUCGACUUGUUUAAAUCGUUUUUCUUAAGCAAUGAUUAUUAGUUGCAAACAUUUUAGUCAUUUUUAUAAUCUACCUUCCCAACUUCUCACAUUCUACAAUGUUCACCCAUUGUGCUAAAUAUGUGUGUCUUUUUAUAUUAAAAUUAUGAAUUGAAAUUAAACAUAACAUUUAAACAAAUGUGACGGAAAAGUGUAUGAAAAUCGAAAAUAACAAUGAAAAAAUAGUGUCUGUAUUAUUUUACUUAACCUAUUAAUAUUGUACAAACAAAGAACUUUCAAACUAAUUAAAAUGAACAUUACUUAUUAAAGGAAUGUAAACAUUAAAAAUAUAAAAUUAAAUCACUAGUUGGCCUCUUUCGUAUUAUCGAGUCUCUGUGCCCGUGGUGACUUCUAACUUUGUCUCAUGCCCAAAUAGGUGGAAGCUAUAGCGACACUCGUGAUAAAGGAUAUAUUAAGGAAUACACCUCAGGACCCACGCGCACACGCUGCUCGUUUCUUAAAGGACUCACGUACCGCUGAAAGAGUAGCCAACUUCUCACGAUUCGAGGACAACACUGAGCACGAUUUGCUCGACCGAGAUGUUCGGAUUUACUCGACGAUGGCGAUGGCAUUGGACGAACAUAAUGCCUGGCCGGACUAUGAUCAAGGACGGAGAGCUCAUAAUUUGUACAAAGAAAUCUUUACGAACGAACCGCCACCAAAUAAUUUAUAG